Molecule: messenger RNA, 7676 nt
Organism: Mytilinidion resinicola
Lineage: Eukaryota; Fungi; Ascomycota; Dothideomycetes; Mytilinidiales; Mytilinidiaceae
Exons: 2
Coding region: 197-7519 (2440 amino acids)
Biological process (GO): phosphatidylinositol phosphate biosynthetic process
Cellular component (GO): fungal-type vacuole membrane; endosome membrane
Molecular function (GO): ATP binding; metal ion binding; 1-phosphatidylinositol-3-phosphate 5-kinase activity
Source: RefSeq, a predicted model, not a curated record
CAUACUCUCCCAACGCACCCGCCUGCCCGCCUGCACCUCAUCCACGCCUCCGUCAUGUGGCCGACGACGGCCUUAAUACGCUGAUGCCUUAUAUAGACGAGCUCAUGCUCUCUUCCUCUCCGCACAGGGCUCCGAAGCCUCCACGCCUUGUCGACCUCUGCCGGCGUUCCACCCGAAAGACACCCUCUUAAGCUCCAUGAAUCCCAAAGACCCUGCUACACGCCGCUCUCGACGCGGGUCCGUGUCUGAUCCCUUAGCCCAGAUACACAGCUUGGCGUCGCGCACCGAGAGCCUCACAACCUUUGGCGAUUUUGCCUCGCCGCCUUCAUCGUCCGGCGCAGACGCGAAAGGCAUCGACCUAGUUCAAGGCGGUUUCAGUGGGCUCUACAGUCGCUUGAAGGCGAGCGUGGGAGGCGCAAGGGAUGGCAACGAGGCCCCCGAUGAUGUAUCCAUCAGCAGUGCCAAUAUGCGGACAACGAAGCCGUCGCAGACACCAAAGAGCCCAGGCACCGCAGUCUCCUCCCCCGUUGUAGUAUCCGUUCCCUCGUCAAGACUGCAAUCACCUGCAGUCACAAGCUUUCCUGAUGUCCAACUUCCUCCAUCCAGAGAUUCGAACAACUCAGGCCUAGCCGCUGCGUCUAGAGGGUCGUCGAACGGACCGAAGCCCGCUUUGCCAACAAACAAAUCGAGAGGCUCUUUGGUAGCUAGCAUCGAACCGUUGAAACUAUACAAAGAUAAUGACAACGGGUCCCAAAGCCCGGCAGGUUCUAUUGCUAGAUCGAAGAAUGGCCGUGGGCUUGAUAGUCCUCAGCAUCCGCCCUCGGCCGGGCUUGGAACACCCAAUACAGUCGAGGGAGCACGCUAUGUAGCAAGCGGCGACGAGCCUUUCCGCCAAUCUAGAGAUGACAUGGACCUUCGGGAUGACGAGAGUGAUACUACUGAAGACGACCUGGUGAUGGUUGACGGAGGAGCCUUUUACGAAUCUACAAAGUCACAGCAAAAUCCUAAUGAUACCGCCACAGGCGACUCUGGGCUCCAAAGAAUUGUUUCUCGAAGGGAUGACGAUAAAAUCCAGCCUUCAACCACACUUGGAAAUUUACCAUCUAAAGGUGCAGACAAGAGUGAGCUUGCCGAUCGUGUGCUAGACAAGCUGGCUACCGACCCUGCCUAUAAAUCUUUCAUAGCUCCUCAAAGACCUCCCAUGCUACAAAUCAGCCAGUCCCACCUACCAGGAUACAGACACUCGCGGACAUCUUCCUCUGACGGUCUCAGCUCUAUUGCCACUAUCGCUCCAGCUCGGAGCCCCCGAUUUCCACCCGUAGAAGAACAUCCGCGAGCAAGACCCCCGAGUUCUCUUUCUCGGAACCUUCCUAAUAAUGCGUUCUCUCAAUCGCGCCGGAAAAUCCUACCGAAAGAAUUUUGGAUGCGGGACGAGAAUGCUAAAGACUGUUUCUAUUGCGGAGAUGCUUUCUCAACUUUUAGAAGAAAGCAUCACUGCCGAACUUGCGGCCAGAUUUUCGACGCCAAGUGCACCUCCCUAGUAUCAGGCAAGCUGUUCGGCCAGUCCGGCAAUCUUAGAGUUUGCAAACCUUGCGAGGCUCUCCUCUAUGGAGAUGAUGACGACUCUUCGGUAUACACGGACGAGGCAGAUCGCAAUUCUCUAUACGAGCAAGAUGAAACUCUGGGCUUCAUGGACGACAUAGACCGCAAUACGGACACAACCGAAAGCGACCACACCAAGAUAGGGACACCUACAAUCAGCAUUCCGAUGUCGCGAAAAGCUGGAGGAGAGAAGAAGCGCCGAUCUGCCGUUAUUGAGCUUGGAGCGCCACCGAUGUUGGCGCGACCCAGCUCCUCCAGGUCACUCAGAUCCCUCAGUGGGAGACCCCGAUCGUCAAGUCACAAACGCCAUCUUUCCCGUCAUCAGCACAUGCGACAUGUUCGAUACGAUGAACGAGCUCCUUUUCAUCGUCACGAUGCGGAAGACCUUCGGAAUCGCCCAACGCUUCCGGCUUUCCACCACGACAAUAUCAUCGAUCCAGAUCUCGCAGCUUUCAUGUCUGAUGAGGAUUCAAGCGAUGAAGAACCAGCCAGCAUAUUCGCAACUCUCAGCGCAGAUUCCCCCCCUCAUGCGAGUGGAGAGAGUGAAAGAAGUGGACUUGGCGGCCUCUUGGCAGCUAUGCGGAAGGGGAAGUCUAGGAUCGGUGAAAGGAGUGUAGUUGGGAAUCCACGAGACACGGACACCGCAAGCAUUGCGAGUCGCCAAAUGAAUCGACAUUCAAGAAGACGGAAUAUGAGCGUGAGCAGCACGGUUGGACUCCGGCCUUCUCCGCGAAGAUCGAAAAGCAACAGCCUACUCCGAUCGAUUGGAGUUGGCCUCGGUGGAAGCGUUGGGCAACCGCCAGCUCCCAACAAUCAAACACUUCCUUUGCCCAUAGUAGGUUUCCAGAUGACACGUAGCUCAUCAAUGCAAGGAGGCAAUGCGCCUGUCGUUGAGCUCAACCAAGCAAGCUUGCACCAUGUCAGGAAGUUACUGAAGCAGAUGCUGUAUGACUCCGGAAUCCCAAAUCUGGCUAGAUGGGAGAAAGCUCUCAUGCCCAUUUUGCUACAAUGCACGGACGAUGUCAAUCCUGAUGUUCAACAUAACGACGAUAUUGACAUUCGGCAUUACAUCAAACUAAAGAAAAUCCCCGGGGGAAGACCAGGAGACACUUCAUACGUCUCGGGUGUCGUCUUCACGAAGAAAGUAGCUCUGAAAAGCAUGCCGAGGAGUAUUGCUCAUCCCCGUAUUCUGAUCGUGACAUUUCCGAUAGAGUAUGCGCGCCACCAGCAACAUUUCAUGAGUCUAGAACCGGUCAUUGCGCAAGAGAGGGAAUAUCUACGAAAUCUAGUUGACCGAAUAGCCGCCCUCCAGCCUUCCGUGCUACUCGUGCAGCGCAAUGUUGCUGGUCUUGCGCUGGAGUUCCUCGAAGAAGCUAACAUUGCAGUCGCGUACAACGUCAAACCAACGGUUCUCAACGCUGUCUCGAGAUGUACUCAGACGCGGAUGAUAUCCUCUGUGGAAAAACUCAACAUAGAUCCUUCGCAUCUCGGACGAUGCCAAAGUUUCGAUGUCAAAACAUAUGUCCACGAGAAUAGGAAGAAGACAUUCAUCUACUUGUCCGGUUGUCAAAGUGAUCUGGGGUGCACGAUUGUCUUACGCGGCGCUACGGUUGAAACACUCAAGGCUCUGAAGAAGAUAGCCGAAUUCCUCUGUUUUGUCGUCUACAAUCUGAAGCUCGAAACUUGUCUUAUGCGGGAUGAGUUCGUUCUCAUACCAUCGACUACCAUGGGAGGGACAAUUUUGGCAGGAAAAAAGGACCAUUCCAGAUCUAAUCUGGAGAUCGCUGACACUUCUCGAGACUCCGGAUCUGCGGCUCCGCAAAAUCAAACACCACAAACUACGAAUGAAGCUUCCGAUGUGAACUCUCACGCUAUUCAAACGGACACAGACGACAACGUAGCAAACGCCCCGAUAUCAGCCAAAAACAGCAUUACGAGCAACUCUGCAACUGCCUUGACUGUUCCAGAUGACGCUCCACUGCCUUCAUUCUAUGGCGAAAUGGUCGAAACACAUCAGACAAAGAUACUUUCGGCCUCGCCCUUCGUAAAAUUCAUGCCGCCGUAUCUCUUGAUGCAGGCCCGCGAGCAGGAACGAAAAGUAGGGUAUCUGAAGAACCUCCGCGAUCGUUAUACUACGGAUGACGAGAAGACGAGUACAGACGACCCCGAGGAGUUUGAAUUGGUCCAACCGGAGAUGGUUCACACCGUCCUAGAACAGACGUCCAAGCAAGUGCGCGACUUUUUACACGCGGUCCAUAAUGCCGAAUUUGAUAAGGCGUUGCAUGCAUACCAGACUCAAAAACGACAAUGGGAGGGUUACGUAUCAAGCAACCUAAAUCUCUUCGACCCAUUCAACCACCAGAAAAUCGCAGUCUUAUAUAGCGUGGUCAACUCAGUCACAUCCACUCCGUGCGUUGGUCCCGAAAUUAUCGCCUUGGCAUUUUACCAUGAGCAUGAUUACGAUGAUGGUUUCACACCUGACUGUACACUCGGUCAGUACGUCGAAGAUCUUUGCCACGGCGCAAGCACGAUCUGCGACGUGAACGGGUGUGAUAAGAGAAUGUUGGAUCAUCAUCGCCAAUACGUUCACGGAGAGGGCCAAAUGAGUGUCAUCGUCAAGAAGUAUCCUUCUAAGAUACGAGGUCUCCACAACACUAUUCUGAUGUGGAGUGUCUGUCGAAAAUGCGCUAUCGAGACUCAAGUCAUCCCGAUGUCCGAGAACACAUGGAAAUACUCGUUUGCAAAAUAUCUAGAGCUCACUUUCUGGAGCACGAAGCUGCAUCCUCGUGCAGAUAUAUGUCCGCAUGACAUUCAUCGAGACCACGUCAGGUAUUUCGGACUCAACAAUGUUGCAAUUCAGAUUCAGUACGACAACGUUCACCUCUAUGAAGUCAUAGUGCCCCGACCGACCGUGACUUGGAAGGUGGAUAGCGAUCUCCGCCUGAAAAAUGAACAGUUUCUCAAGAUAGAGGAUCGGCUAGACAGGUUCAUGACCUCCGUCAAAACACGUCUUAAGAGUAUCCACGUCGAAAGUGUAAUACCGGAGAAGAUCGAAGCCUGCCGAGCUGAGGUUGACAAAUUGACGAAGCGAGCUAGUGAGGAACAUGACUGGCUACGACAAAAACUACAAGACAAGUACAUGUGUUCCAGGUACUACGAAAUCAUUCCUCUCAAUAGAGCCAUUCGAGCUAUCCAAGAAAAAGCAAUUUCGUGGGACGAUGCUUUUGCGGAGUUUGAACAUCAAUUCUUCCCUUCAGAGAAAGACAUUAGGCGACUUGCUGCACUUCAACUGAAAAAGAUUUUCCUCGAGCGCGAUGAGUCCUCUAGCUCAUUGGCAUCCGUCGAGGAGGGAAACGAAGCCUUGUCAAGCCCAGAGCUACGAGAGAAAGGCGAGACGCUCUCAUUGAACCCUAUGCCUUCCCACAUGUCUCCGGAGCACGCUAGAGAUAUGCUCACAUCAGUGGUCGAAGAAGACCAAACAUCUGGCUCAAGGCUAGGAGAAGAACAGACCUCAACAGCCGUUCGCCAUGGACCUAGUUCCCGCCGUAACUCCAGUAGCAUUAACCCAGAAAUGCUUCUCCAAACUCCCAUCGAAGCCUUUGAGAGGGAAGAUGUCCGUCACUUGGACCUUGCGGUGUCUUCUAAUUUCCGAGAGAGCACAUCCUCUCCGAAGGCUACACAAGAUGUGAACCCACCUACCUUGUCGCCAGAAUCGAGCAUCUCACAAGAAAUAGCGCCUACGAUUACCUCGCCAUCUAUCAAACCAGAACCGUUGGAUGAUUCCAUCUCAGAAGCCGUGGACAGUAUGCAACAAACUGAACUCAACAGCUCCUCGGCUGGGUCAAUCAUUGAGUCGAAGAUACCUCGCUUAGUCGAUGCCAUUCGACGUGAAGGUGUUUUGAAACCACCGGCUAUGACUCGGACUCAAUCGCAGCCGGGCGGUUUAUCUCGGCGAGACCAAUAUGGCAAUGGUUCAACUAGCAGUAUCACGACGUCUAUUGGAACCAGCAAAGGGGAUUCGCAAAAGAUGAGCCUCAGUGAAUCUGCAAAAGCUCUAGAGAGGAGAAUGACAGAACGUCUAGGGCUAGGUUCCUUCAAGGCAUCAAAGUCGUCUAGCCAUUCAAUGAUUCCUAGAUCUGUCCCUCGAAAGCGCAAUGAGUCCAAGGUAUCUACUUUGGCAAAGCACUUUGAACAGCUCAGUCGCGAAUUCGAGAAAGAGCGUCUUCGUGAGAGACGCCUUCGAGCAGAGCGAAGCCGCCAAGCGCGGGCAUACCCUUUGGCGUCUUCAAAGCCCAUAGUAGAGGUGUAUCACGAUGUACAUGACGCUGUACAGGAACAGAGCCAAUCGGAGGAGGACCCUAGCACAGCCACUCCCGCUCGGCUUAGCACAGACAACAGCACGCUCGAGGACAGUAGUUUCUCUGGAACUACAGAACCAACGACCGGAACGGAGUCGCCCACCGACGAACGAAAUCCCAAGAGUUCAACCAGUCCAUCUAUUGAAAGUCAAGAACAUGGAGCGAACACCAGUCAUCCUACUUCAGACGCCGAGGGCGACGCUAGCGAUAUUGAGAAUACUAUCUUGGACGAUUUGCGACUUCCCGAAAGUAUCGACGAGUCACAACUCCUAUCGCCAACAGAAUCGCAGCUCGAUAUCAGUCUGGAGCUGCCGAAGCACGAGAAAACUUCUUUGAUGAAAAUGUUGACGAGCUUUUGGUCUGAACGUUCGGCUAGUGGAUGGGCGCCACUGGAUUACCCAUUCGCCCAGAUCGAACAUGUAUGGGAGGACUCCGAUAUCAUUGUCCGUGAGGAUGAGCCAAGUUCUAUCAUUGCGCUAGCAUUGUCAAGCCCAGACUAUCUUACUAAGUUGCAUAGUUUUCGCACUGAGCAGAGUAAGAUGGAGAAUGCAAUGGGACAAAACGGUCUCGCAGACUCCGAAGCCUCCAUUGAGCGAAAUCUACUCCACCAAGCAAAUACGAACAUUCGCUACGGCUUCACCAAUCGCGGCGUGAAAGCGCAAUGCAAGAUAUUCUACGCCGAAUCAUUUGACGCACUUCGCCGGAAGUGCGGAGUCGCUGAUCGCUUUGUCGAGUCGCUGUCCCGAUGCUCUAAAUGGGACUCUAAGGGUGGUAAAAGCAAAUCACUUUUCCUCAAGACACUAGAUGACCGUUUCGUCUUGAAAUCUCUCUCACCAAUCGAAGUCAACUCUUUCUUCCGGUUCGCGCCAAACUAUUUCGCCUUCACCCACAAGAAUCUCUUCGAAGGAUUGCCGACCGUGAUCGCAAAGAUGUUCGGUCUCUUCCAAGUGCAGAUCAAGACACCCACUGGCCGAGACUUUGACUGGUACAUGCUAGUUAUGGAGAAUCUCUUCUACGAUCGCGAACCGAACCGACGAUUUGAUCUCAAGGGUUCCAUGCGGAACCGGAAGAUCCAAAGCACUGGAGAGCGCGAUGAGGUUCUGUUAGAUGAGAAUCUAGUCGACAUAAUCUACUCUGAAACGCCUAUCUUCGUGCGCGAGCAUACGAAGAAGCUCCUCAAAGCCUGCGUCUGGAACGACACGCUUUUCCUAUCCCAGCAAAACGUAAUGGACUACAGUCUCAUGGCCGGUUUCGAUGAUACGCACCGGGAAAUCAUCGUCGGCAUUAUUGAUUGCAUCCGUACAUACACCUGGGACAAAAAGCUCGAAUCCUGGAUCAAAGACCGCGGGAAGAACAAGCCAACUAUCACGUCGCCUAAGGACUACCGCAACCGUUUCAGAAUCGCGAUGGCGAAAUACAUCCUCCAGGCACCGAACUGCUGGCACCAGUUUACGGAACAGAGCGUACAACCGCGGCAUAUUAGGUCGGAGGCACAAGCGGAGCAGGAAACGGUGAUGGACUCCAAUGGUGAUGCUCGGGCGGUAAUUGGGCACUUUUGAGGCGGGCAUGCUGAAAACACGUUGAUGGCGAUAGGUAUGGCGUUGAUAUGGGUAUUUGGGUGUAUAACGAUCAGGUGUUUUGGGGGGCGGAACUUUUCGUAGAUAGAUAUGAAAGUUAGUCAUCGGAUUACAAGCUUCCUAUCCGUUUCAACAUCAG